AUGGUUGAUUAUUACGUCAAGGUGUUUUCAAUAAUGAAACUCGGCAAUUUCGACCCUAUUAAUACCUAUUGCGAACUCUGCUGGCCAGCCGCAAUGCAAGAUCACAUGCUCUUUUAUGCCACUCUAGCCCUUAGCCGAGCAGCCUGUAUGCUCAACGUGCCUUACAUAACAAACGAUUAUGCGGCAUUUGACAUCCAUUGCGAUGUCUUCAGGAGGGUCGCCAGGGCAUUCGUCGUGGUAGAAUCGAGGGAAGAGAUGAUACGAGUAGCAACCUAUCGACCUGGGAACGGGGAAGGCCUUGAUGCGUGUCGAAAAGGGACAGACACGUUACGUGAGUCACUCUUGUCGAGGCCUUUCUUCCAAACAAUUCAACAUGGUCAGUUCCCCGUUCUGCCCAAUCAGCAACUCUGGGCCUUUUCCCUAGGGAUCAAUGAGCUAGUCCAGGCAGGCACCAUCCGUAGAGACAUCAUGAACAUAGUUAUCCACACGGAGCGUGCGUUGCUCAACAAGCCAGAGGCUGUUGCACUUACGACUACCCACCUCGUUCCUCAACUGGUCUUUCCCCGGAUGUCUGAACAAUUGUCCGACUUUGAAUCUCAACUUUGCUACACUCUCCUUGCACUAUGUGGCUAUGUGGAUCGUAACAGCAGUCAUGCACGAUCAGACCCGGCAAUAUCAUUUCCGAGCGGAACUCACAGUGAUCCUAUGUUUAGCCAGCAACACGCUCCAGAGAAUCUCAAUGAUAAGAUACCGGUUGACAAGAUAGCACAAGCAUUUAUCAACAAGAAACUGUCUGACUCACAGUCUGUCGACAGACCGGCAACGCUUGAACGCAGCUGUUUGACCUGGUGUUCACUCAUGUUGAGGACGAUACUGCUUACCGACGCACACUCAAUCGUCACCCCAUGGGCGGACUAUAGAAACGAAUACUAA
Molecule: messenger RNA, 933 nt
Organism: Rhinocladiella mackenziei CBS 650.93
Lineage: Eukaryota; Fungi; Ascomycota; Eurotiomycetes; Chaetothyriales; Herpotrichiellaceae
Exons: 3
Coding region: 1-933 (310 amino acids)
Source: RefSeq, a predicted model, not a curated record